This is a messenger RNA of Sphaeroforma arctica JP610, 4204 nucleotides long. RefSeq lists its product as hypothetical. Gene Ontology annotation, cellular component: nucleus; chromatin; transcription regulator complex. Gene Ontology annotation, biological process: regulation of transcription by RNA polymerase II; negative regulation of G1/S transition of mitotic cell cycle; cell differentiation. Lineage: Eukaryota; Ichthyosporea; Ichthyophonida. Gene Ontology annotation, molecular function: RNA polymerase II transcription regulatory region sequence-specific DNA binding. Bases 288 to 3821 code for a protein of 1177 amino acids. The transcript has 21 exons. The record is from RefSeq and is a predicted model, not a curated record.
GUUGUAACUGACGUGAUAUGUAGUGUUUUUGGGACUAUGUAUCUAAAACCGGGUCGAAAUUCGCAGAUAAAGAUCAUAUUACAAAUUCGGCAUUGUGCACCGAUCGAUUCUAUAGUAUGACCUCUAAUUGUACUGCGCAAAGUAUAGCUAACGAAGUCUACGGGUGGCGAUGCAUACAGGUACAUACACUGGCCUACACACACAUAAAGUACUGAGAUGACUGUUACAGUAGCGAUUUCUAUAGGGACAGACAGUAGUGUAUAGGCAUCUAUUUUCUACUUGACAAGAUGUCGGUUACGGAGGUGAAGCUUCCGGCUGAAACAGAGGUCGACCAAAUCCUAUCAGCACUAUGCAGCAAAAAUCCAUUAAGCGAAACUCUUUCAUCCAGCGCCAAAGAAUAUCUUACUCGUAUACAAGCACGUGUUAGUGCAAAAGAAUCCAAGUCCAACCUCCCUGCCUUGGUAAUAUGUGCUUUAUUCCUGGCUGGGUGUACAACAAAGGAGCCCACUCCGGACCUUGGCCAGAUGCUCUUAAAUAGGAGAAUAAGUUUGCCCUCAUUCAUCAACAGAUUGAAGAGUUUAAGCGGGGAUGUGUCGGUGAACACAGAUGUGCUAGAUGACGGACUGGCAGAAACUGUGGAUGAAUUAGACCACCAGUUUCAGGCUGUUUCCUGCAUCUUUAGAAAAUACGAAGCCCUGCACAAGAAGGUGUUCACUCCAGUCGCUUCCAAAAAGUCUGAAACCGACACUAGAGGACCAUACUUUAUAUUUGGCUGGCUUUUGUAUUUAAUCGCAAAAGAUCACCUCCUACAACAGACAUACGAUCUGGUAGACAGCAUACACCUUUUGGUAGUCGUCACGUUGUUCACCGUCCGACAGGCACCUAGGACAGCGCUGGCAUCAAGCAUGAGCAAGGUUUUGAAAGAAGAUGGCAAAUCAGUGGACGAAGAGUUGCUUCUUAAUAUGCUCUGCGAGGUUGUGAAUGCGCAGCCCGCCGACGUUACUGUAAUACAAACUGCUUUCCGAUCAUACCUGGAGAGUUUAAUCAACAAGGCCGAAACGUUGACGUAUGAUGCGCCCGCGUUGGCACCAUCCGCUCGGCGGAUAAGAACCCGGUCUGCUUCGUCGUAUCCAGAAGACGAAACUGAAGCAAGUCCCUCGACAGUCAACCUAGACAGCACACAGAACAUGGCCGGCACAUACAUCUCGCAGAAUAUUGAAUUUCUGAAGGGCACGUACGAGAAAAACAAAACAAGCAAUACACGCUUCGAUGAGAGGAUGUAUCUGAACGCUAAGUUUCUGGACGUUGUGGCUAAGGUGGAUGAGGCCUCCAGCUCCGAGGCACUACCUAAAGCAAUAUCUCGAACCAAAAAGGGAAAGGGGCAAACCAGCACGGCACAGAGCAUGAAAAUAGACGAUAAGAACACCACGAUACCUGGGAAGAGAAAGAAAUCACAUCCUGCUAUACGGGUUAUUCGCGAAGUCAAUAGCGAAUCCAUACCGAGUAGCAAAAUAAACAGCAAGGAAGUGCUGGAGGAAGGGGCUGAUAGAAUCAAACGGCCGAAAAUAGACAGCGAUGGCGGACUCAGCCCGGAUGAUACAGAACCCAAAACACCGCCCAGAAGGAAAACGAAGCAUCUGAGCCAUCGUGAUACCCCUUUGACAUUCAAAUACGACAGCAGGGAUCAAAACAGUGCACUUCCAAUGCAGACCCCCACCAAAACGGCUAUGAAUGCCGCAGCUGUAUUGAAAGAACUGACCGCUGACAUAUCAGAAUCUACACCGCAAUUCCUAAAUGUACUGGACAUCCGUACAGGAACCAAAAACUCUCCCAGGCGGAAUAACGUGGAGGUGAUAACCAAAAGGUUGGACACUAUGGGAAAGAUCUUUACUGAUCGCUAUGUCAAAGAGAGAGGAAAAGAAUCCCUCUCAAUCGGCCAGGCGCAUUUCGAUUUGGCCAGAAAAUUGUAUGUCCGAGUGCUGACAACUAUGUUGAGUGAAGAGCGCAAGAGACUAACCCCCCAUCAGUAUGGUCAGUUCAUCAAUCAAGAGGACUUCCAUCAUGCACUCAUCGCGUGUUCCUUAGAGGUGGUCAUCUGUGCGUAUGGGUUGAAAGACAUGAGUGGGCCGUGGCUCCUGAAGGCACUCAAAAUAUGUCCGUACGAUUUCAUAAAGGUUCCGGAGAGUUUUGUACGGGCUGAAAGCCGGCUCACCAGAAGUAUGCUUAAGCAUUUGGCUCACAUCGAAGAACAAAUGUUAGCCAGUAUGAUCUGGGUCAGCGGUGGCAAAAUAUACGAGGAGCUUAAGGACAAGGAUGUUCCUCGAUGGGUAGACUGUGCCCCUCCAUCACAGAGCCGCAUGCGGGCCAAAAAAACAGUGAAUAAAACCGAGAAUACCAGUGCCGGUGUCGGCAACACUGGUGCCGUAGCUGCCAUCACAUCCACCCCAGUAUCUUACUCACAAUCCGUGUCCGCAGCACCGCCACCCGGGGCCGUCGUACCGGGUAUUGUGGCCGAUGCCUCAAGUCGGACCCUGUCACCCACAGCCACAGAAACCAUCAACACGUUGCUCACUGUGGCGCACACCAACACCGGCCUACCCCCAGCCCCAGCGCAGCCCCAAGCGCAGACCCAAUCUGUGACAAAGGUACCCGAAGCAGUGUCAACAACCACUCUGACCACCACCACAGACACUACAGCUACGGACCCGUCCAGGGUGGCCAACAAGGGAGUGCAGCUCAUACUCAGGAAGGUCUACAAUUUAAUGUACAUAAGACUUGAGGAAUUGUGCGAUGCACUGGGCAUCAGUCAAAUAGAGAUCCAACCGCGAGUGUGGCGGCUGAUUGAAGACACACUCUGCACACACAUUGAGAUCAUGAUUGACCGACACCUGGAUCAGAUCCUGCUGUGUGCGUUGUUUGCGGUGGGGAAGACGCUCAAGAUAGAGGAGUGUGCCUUCAAGAAGAUAGUCGCGUGCUACAGGAAACAGCCCGAUGUGGACAACAAUACCUUCAGAGCAGCUCUCUUGAAGGACGGGAAGAAAGGGACAAUCAUUCAAUUUUAUAACGAAGUGUAUUGUAAAUGCAUGGGUACAAGUAUCCUGGAAGUAUCUGAGCAAUCAUUGGAGAGCUUACAUGCGGGCACAGCCACGUGUCCCCUGUCGAAGCGUCUGCAAGCGCUGUGGUCUUCACCCAGUACAAAACAUCCGGUAUCGAACAACCACCGAGUGUUCGUGUCGCCAAUGAAUAGUGGGCGGCGAUUGUUUGGCGAAGGCGAUGGCUCAGGCAACCGACAUAUUCCGGCCAAUGCGAUACGCGGCGGCCAUCCCGGCAACUCUGGGCUGAAGUAUACGCUCGGGGAAAGCCCCACCACGGUGCUGACCGAAAUCAAUAGAGCAGUCAGUGGAGAAGCCCAGAAAGAGCUGAGCAAGGCACCUGUCCCAGUCAUCGGCGGACAAACGCAAAGGCAGAUACGAGAUCUAGUGUACCGCUCCGCCCAACCAUCCACCGGGUUGGCGAACAAAGCGCCGGCCUAUUCAGUCUCUACCACGGCGGCUACAGGCGAUCCAUCGCGCACCACACAAGUCCAACUAGCCCAGCAAACCAUCACCAUACAGCAACCAACCGCACCGGCCCCACAACAACCGACAACCACUACCACUCAGCAGCCACAGGUAUCCAGUGCGGCAGCCCCGGCACCGUAUAGUAGUACAAGUGCAGUCAGUGAGAAUGCCCCGCCCGAUAAACUGAAGCUUGUGUCCAAUAUAGUGCGUGUGGGUACGCCGUUAGAAGCCACACCCUCGACGGCAGAGAAGCCGCUCUGAGGGGGUGGCCGUGGCGUGAGGGUUUAGACUCUGCUGGGCAGAUACAAGCGAAUGGGAAAUAGAUAAGAAGAUAUGAAGUAAACUGAAUAUAUAUUUUGAGCGCGGCAGAGUGUUGUACGGACACGGUGCACCGAGCUUGCUUGGAUUGGAAUUGGAUCCAGCAUAUACUGCUUAGCAUGAAUCAUAAUAUGAAAUGCGCGAAUUAGAGGGGACACAGGGUGUAUACGCAUUCGUAUAGUUUCAAAUGGGCUGGGAAGGGCUAUCAAGCUAGCAGUCUUGUUUCAUGUGGCCUAGCGCAAUGGUCAAAUAUUGUGAAGUACCGGUGCGCACUAGACGAUGAAAAUGUAUAAAGGGUACGUAUCAAAAUCGUGUGAAAAAUCACG